UAUGGAGCCCCGACUUCCUCUCUGAUGCAUCCAUCAUAGUGUCAUUGUUAGAAAAAGAAGUGCUUGUGUGAAUGAAGCACGCUGUAUAAAAUGCUUUGACUGCUCAUAUAGAAAAGCAGCUUAUAAGAACUGGUUCAUUUUCCAGAUAAUUCCACUAUUAAGACAACAGACAUGUGGGAGGCUUUCUCCUGAGAGUCACACUGAAAGUCUUGCUGCUCCUCCACAAAAUGACACAGCUCAGCUAAACACAACUCAAACUAAUCUACACUAUUUUUCUUUAUUACGCAGCAUUUUUAUAACUAUUUCCAGAUGUUUCUAAAGAUGGAAACAGAAUUAAACUCCAGCCUGAUCCGUUUCUGAGGUUCCUGACUCUGAACGUCCCUCAAACGCCUCUCUGAUCGUUUCCUUGCGUCGCUUUUACUUUCGCUUUCGUGAAUGUUGUGGCGCAGUUGAUCGUCUCCAUGUUAAGGUGAAGGUAGAAAGUGUGUGUGAGCUGAAUUGAGCAGCAUGGAUCAGUGUGAGGACAGAGAGGAGGGAGUCCCUCCCUCUAAAAGCACUCUGUGUGGGGAACAUGAGAGCCAGACCAAAGCUCAGAGCCCAGAGCUGUGGGGCAUACCAGGCUCAGCUGGACAUAACCCUAAAACUAAUCCAGAACCUGGACCUGAACCCAGCUGUGUUUCCUUAAAGAGCAACGAGUCGAAGAGUAUUAUUGUAAACUUUAACAAAAGACUGUUAUGUGACAAAGAGAUCAAUAAGAGGCCAGAAUCUCCUGGACCUGAACCCAGCUGUGUUUCCUUAAAGAGCAACAGGUCGAAGGAUUUUGAUAUAAACUUUAAAGGCUGUUCUUCUGCUGCUGAGAGAGUGGAGCAGGAGAGAGCAGAGGUUUCCACUGGUCAGUCUGCACAGCAACAUCAAACACACCUGGACUCUGUGGUUAUGCGGCUGGAGGAAAACAUCACCAUGUUUGUGAAGAAUGAGCUGAAGAAGAUCCAGAAGCUUCUGAGUCCAGAUCACCCAGAAACCUUAAAGAGCCAGAUGGAGGAUGAGGAGAUGUUUGAAGGUGAGGAUGAAGAUGAAAGAAAGAGCUGCAGAGAAGCAUUUCUGAAGAUCACACUCCACUUCUUGAGGAGACUUAAGCAGCAUGAGAUGGCUGACCAUCUGCAGAGCAAAAUAUUUGCUUCACUCUGUAAACGUGAACUUAAAGCCCAACUGAAGAAGAAGUUCCAGUGGUUUUGA
Messenger RNA from Pelmatolapia mariae (spotted tilapia), 1236 nucleotides. RefSeq lists its product as uncharacterized. The record is from RefSeq and is a predicted model, not a curated record. Lineage: Eukaryota; Metazoa; Chordata; Actinopteri; Cichliformes; Cichlidae. The transcript is spliced from 7 exons. The coding region runs from base 508 to 1236 and encodes 242 amino acids.